AUGUCAUCUUAUCUGAAGUACACACUUGGAAAAAAGACACAUCAGUUCCCUAAUAAAGUGAUUAUGGUGAUGGGAGCAACUGGAUCAGGGAAAACUACACUCAUCAAUGGGAUGAUCAACUAUGUCCUGGGUGUGCAAUGGGAAGAUGAAUUCAGAUUCAAACUAAUCCAUGAAAUUACAAACAGAAGCCAAGCCCAGAGCCAGACAUCUGAAGUGACAACCUACGAGGUCAAUUGCAAGGAGGGCUUCAAAGUCCCCUACUCCCUGACUAUAAUAGACACCCCGGGAUUCGGUGAUACCAGAGGAAUUGAACAUGACAUAAAGUUAACGGAACAGAUCCGAACAUUUUUUUCCACUCCAGGAGCCAUUGAUCAGAUAGACGCUGUCUGCUUUGUAGUUCAGGCCUCACUCGCUCGUUUGACACACGCCCAGAAGUACGUGUUUGACUCUGUUCUCUCUAUCUUUGGGAAGGAUAUAAAAGACAAUAUACAAAUCCUGAUCACCUUCGCAGAUGGACAGACGCCCCCUGUCCUAGAGGCCAUUAACGAGUCUGAGGUGCCUUGUGCUAAAGACGCUCAGGGUGUCCCUGUUCAUUUCAAAUUCAACAACUCCGCACUGUUUGCCAACAAUGCUGGAGCUGGCAAGGGCCAUUGUAAUUUUGAUGCAAUGUUCUGGGAAAUGGGAGCGAUCAGCAUGGAGACUUUUUUUAUGUCCUUAAGAUCUUUAAAGACUAAAAGUUUAACAUUAACGCAGGAAGUUCUCAGGGAACGAAAGGAGCUCGAGGUUGCUGUGCAAGGGCUGCAGCCACAAAUCAAAGCUGGCCUGACAAAGCUAGAGGAGCUACGACAGACUGAGCGAGCUCUGGAACAGCAUCAGGGUGAUAUGGAGGCCAAUAAAAACUUUGAGUAUGAGGUAGAACGAACAGUGGCAGUGGAAGAAGACAUCAGCGGCACAGGUGUGUUUCUAACAAACUGCCAGAAGUGUCACUUCACAUGUCACGGUAACUGUGUAUAUGCUGAUGAUAAUGACAAGGACAAAUGUUGUGCUAUGAACGGAUCUGGAAAUUGCACUGUUUGCCCUGGUAAAUGUGUGUGGAACAUUCACUUCAAUCAAAAGUACAAGUGGAGAUAUGAAGUCAAAAAAGAGAAAAAAACCUAUGCAGAACUGCAGGAAAAGUACAAAAAGGCCUCUGAUGAGGUGAUGACGACAGAGAAGGUUAUUGAGAGGCUGUAUGAGGAAUACACUGAAGUAGAAGAGAUAGUGCUAACGCUCAUUAAGAGAUCAUCUCUCAGCCUCCAACGCCUGCAAGAAAUUGCCUUAAAACCAAACCCACUGUCCACUCCAGAAUACAUUGACCUCAUGAUCAUGUCAGAAGAGCAGGAAGUGAAGCCUGGGUACCAGGGACGCAUAAAAUCGCUGAAGGAGGUGAGAGAACAGGCCGUGAUAAUAACUAAGAUUGCCAAUAACGAGCAACUGCUGCCAGCAGAGAUGGAAAAGUACAGGAAGCAUGAAACACAAAAGAUGGGAAUCGUGAAAAAAACAGGCAAGAAGAUUAAAAAAGGGUAUAAUAUGGUAAGAGAUUGGUUGUCUGGUGCAAAAUAGCCUGCAGUGAAUCCCCUCACACCUGAAACAUGAAAGUCUGUAAAACAAGCACAUUUUUCAGCUUUUAUUCAGGAAUGGGGACUUCUGCUAUUUUUACAUUCCAGCUGUAUAGAUAUUUGGAAAACGGAUCUUUAUGUCAUAGAUUUUAAAGCCAGAAGUGCCCAUUAGAUCAGGAGUUCUCAAACUUUCUUUUUUAAACCGGGCCACUCCUUGAAAAUAUUCCAGGCUGUGAUGACUCCUCCUCCCAGCCCACCCCACCCCAAAAAAAGUGGU
Mauremys reevesii (Reeves's turtle) is the source of this 1875-nucleotide messenger RNA. RefSeq lists its product as uncharacterized. The coding region runs from base 1 to 1602 and encodes 533 amino acids. Gene Ontology annotation, molecular function: GTP binding. The record is from RefSeq and is a predicted model, not a curated record. Lineage: Eukaryota; Metazoa; Chordata; Testudines; Geoemydidae. The transcript has a single exon.